CCUGAGUGAGAAGAUGACGUUGAUAGUAUGGGAGAGACCUUGGUGUGAAGGAGACUGGGUGUGCGUGAGAGACAGGCGCCCUAGACCAGGAGGGGGGAGAGAGAGAGAGAGAGAGGGCGCGCGCGGGCGUGUGUGUGUGUGUGUGUGUGUGUGAGAGAGAGAGAGAGAGACCCAGAAGGUGUGAGAGCCUGAGUGUGAGGGUGACUCCACAAGUGUGGGAGAGGCUGAGAGUGUGAGGGACACUGUGGUGAGUCCCUGAGUGCAGUGCUGACUGUGUGAGAGACGGGGAGAUACUGGAGGCUGAGUGUGAUGAGAAGGAGAACCUGGGCUGUGAGAAACUGCAAGUGCAAGGCUCUGUCCCGCAGGAUCAGAGCUUCCGGGGAUGCUGCGAGAUUUUCUAGGGCCCGCCCGAGCUUGCAGGGCUGGCCUGUUGGUGCUAGGGAACCGGGUGCUCCUGCUGUGAUGGCUCUCUCUCGUGUCUUCAUGUCCUGUCACCUUGUUUGAUCAUCUCAUGUUAUAAAUGGAAGGAGAUAUUUGUAAAACAUUCUGAGAAUUCUUCACUAAGCACUGAGCAAACAGUCUGGGUACCACAUUGUGUAAUGAUCAGUAUAAAUUGGAAUCAAUAUUUAACAUGUUUUUGAGUACCUCUUGUGUGCACUGGGCUGUGUGCUUGGUGACACAGUUCAAAAGAAUUAGGUCUCUGCCCUUGAUGGGGGGGAAAAAAGCACUGCCAGCAAAUCUAGCAUCGCGGUAGCCGAAUGCUCAGCCAUCUGGUGCUUCUCUGAGAGCUGCUCUCUGAUUUGAAGAUCUGGGAGGAGCAGACUUUUUGAAAGUCUAGGUUAAAUGGCCAAGACAGACAAAUGGAAUUAGGCCUUGGUGUGAAGACUUCCAUUUUCUUCUCAGUACCUGACCAUUUAUGAUGAGGCAGCUUAUGAAAGUGUGAUGUUUGCUUAUUUCCUCACAGGCCACAGUAAACACAAGUGAGAAGGAAACAUUUGUCAUGGAAGCCAGGGAGCUGGAGAGUCCCACACCAACCUACCAUCUCAUUCCCGAGGCCAGCCAGCCCAAGGAAGAUGUCAGCAUGCAACCUCAACAGACCGCAGAAACUAUGCAGCUAAAGAAGGAGAUCUCGCUGUUGAAUGGGGUCAGCCUGGUGGUGGGCAACAUGAUUGGCUCAGGAAUAUUUGUCUCACCCAAGGGCGUGCUGGUAUACACUGCCUCCUAUGGGUUGUCUCUGGUCGUAUGGGCCAUUGGUGGGCUUUUCUCCGUUGUUGGUGCCCUUUGCUAUGCAGAGCUGGGGACCACCAUCACCAAGUCUGGGGCCAGCUAUGCUUAUAUUCUAGAGGCCUUUGGGGGCUUCAUUGCCUUUAUCCGCCUGUGGGCCUCUUUGCUAAUUGUUGAGCCCACCAGUCAGGCCAUCAUUGCUAUCACCUUCGCCAACUACAUCAUCCAGCCCUCGUUCCCUACCUGUGAUCCCCCAUACCUGGCCUGCCGUCUCCUCGCUGCUGCGUGCAUAUGUCUGCUGACAUUUGUGAACUGUGCUUAUGUCAAGUGGGGCACACGUGUUCAGGACACGUUCACUUAUGCCAAGGUCCUAGCGCUCAUUGCCAUCAUUGUCAUGGGCCUCGUUAAACUGUGCCAGGGACACUCUGAGCACUUUCAGGACGCCUUUGAGGGUUCCUCCUGGGACAUGGGAGACCUCUCUCUUGCCCUCUACUCUGCCCUCUUCUCUUACUCAGGUUGGGACACCCUUAAUUUUGUAACAGAAGAAAUCAAAAACCCAGAAAGAAAUUUGCCCCUGGCCAUUGGGAUUUCUAUGCCAAUUGUGACGCUCAUCUACAUCCUGACCAAUGUGGCCUAUUACACAGUGCUGAGCAUUUCAGAUGUCCUUGACAGUGAUGCCGUGGCUGUGACAUUUGCUGACCAGACAUUUGGCAUGUUCAGCUGGACCAUUCCCAUUGCUGUUGCCUUGUCCUGCUUUGGGGGCCUCAAUGCAUCUAUCUUUGCUUCAUCAAGGUUGUUUUUCGUGGGCUCCCGUGAGGGCCACCUCCCGGAUGUUCUGUCCAUGAUCCACAUUGAACGUUUUACACCCAUCCCUGCUUUACUGUUCAAUUGUACCAUGACACUCAUCUACCUCACUGUGGAAGAUGUUUUCCUGCUCAUCAACUACUUCAGCUUCAGCUAUUGGUUCUUUGUGGGCCUGUCUGUUGCUGGACAGCUCUAUCUUCGCUGGAAGGAGCCCGAGCGACCCCGGCCUCUCAAGCUGAGCCUGUUUUUUCCCAUCGUGUUCUGCAUAUGCUCCUUGUUCCUGGUGAUUGUGCCUCUAUACAGUGACACCAUCAAUUCCCUCAUUGGCAUCGGGAUUGCCCUCUCUGGGAUUCCUGUCUACUUCGUGGGUGUUUACUUGCCUGAGUCCCAGAGGCCAGUCCUUAUUCGAAAUGUCCUGGGUGAGCUUUUUUGCCUGUUAUUCACAGUGUGUGUGUGUGUGUGUGUGUGUGUGUUGCACAGAUGCCUGUUAUUCACAGUGUGUGUGUGUGGUGCACAGAUGCAGGCAGAGGUGGGAGUGGUGGCUAACAGCUGCCCCUAUACUAGUGAUGUGCUAGAGACCAUGAGACCUGGUUGCUCCACAUGACUUCUUCCCUUUUAUCUUUUUUUUUUUUAAAGAUUUUAUUUAUUUAUUUGAGAGAGAGAGAAUGAGAGCACGAGAGGGAAGAGGGUCAGAGGGAGAAGCAGACUCCCUGCUGAGCAGGGAGCCCGAUGCGGGACUCGAUCCCGGGACUCCAGGAUCAUGACCUGAGCCACCCAGGCGCCCUUCCCUUUUGAUCUUGAGCACUUUAGUGCUAACUUUAGAGUCCUAUUUUGGGGUUAAAACACUCGCUUUUAAAAGUGUAAUCCAUGUGGAAGAUGAGUCAUGCAUUACUUUCUGGUUGGGCACAUAAUGAAGGACAGUGAGGCUUGCUGGUGGUAAGAGGCAAAGCCUGGUGCAGGAUACCCAGGGGACAGGUGGGAGGGAGCCACAGAUCUGCUUUAAUCAACUUUGGGGUGUUCAUAUUGAGGUUGUAGCUGUCAGCUUGCUGAAUUCUGUUCUCUAUUUUCAUUUAGCUGCUGUCACCAAAGUCACCCAGCAGCUUUGCUUUUGCGUCCUGACUGAGCUUGAUGUAGCUGAAGAAAAAAAGGUUGAGAGGAAAACGGACUAGAGGCCAGAGGUGAUCUCUCUUGAGGCCUGGAAGGCCAACCACAGCCACCAAAGUCCAGAUGACAAGACUACAGGCCCACCCCUCUUGUUCUAAAGGAGUGUGGUGGCCCACAUUGUAUAAGGGGGGCUCAGGGCUGAUGGCCUGCUCUGGUGGUCACUCUCAUUGGUAAGCUACGGGAGACUCAGGUUCCGAGGCAAGCCUGAAGAUGGGAACUUUAUAGAGGAUGGUGGUGGGGAGGGCUUCGUCAGGGUAAUAGUUUAGUUUUAUUCCUGGUGAGUAGGUACAGUUUACCAAACACUUGGCGAACUGCACUGGGAGAAGAGGGAGUGCUAGGUUAAUAGAUGUAGCUGGUGGUUCUGAAUUUGUUAUUUGAGGUUUGAAUCAGGAGCCUCUACAAAUGGGGCUGCUUUAUGGGAAGAUUUCCUGUGAUGGUCCAAGCACUGACUCUAGAGGCCUGAAAUCCUACCAUUUCUUCCUCUGACUCAAAAUCUUUCCCUGGGAAGACAGUUGUAUUUCAUUAUUUAUUGAUAUUUAAUCCAGGACACCAAUUCUAGCAGAGCAUUGGUGUUUAUUCAUCUACAGGAUGCAAAAAACUGAUUGUGUUUAAAAACUCAAAGUACCCCCAACCGAGUCCCUCUGCCCUUAGAGGUGUGUCUGUGUGGUGGGUCAGCCUCUGAUCACAGAGUUUUUUUUUUGCUUGGUUUUACGCACAAUUUUCUGUUGAGUCUUAGCUGCAAAGGUGAACUUUAAAGAUUUUUUUUUUUUACUCAUGUAUUGGUUACACUUUAGUUAGUAGGUCACAGAUUAUAAGCACCUGGCUCAAAUCAGCAAGGACGAAUGAACAAAUUCAUGAGUCAGAAGUCUGAUAAUACUGCUAUUCUGAAAGAUAAUCCCUUAUUUUACUUGAGACCUCAGGUCCUUAUUCUAGAUGAUAGAAGGUAUAUCUCUGGUUUCUGGUAUGAACUUUAGGAGGACAUAAACUGUUUUAGAAUUCAAGUGGAUUACCUGGAUUCUCUCAGCUGUUCAGUGGCUUAGAGAACAUCUCAUGGACUCAAGCCACCAAAUAGCUUGUUUCUGUCAGGGCUGGUGUGAGGAACUGCUGUGCAGACCCACGCAAGCCCACCUUGGUGCUAGAAGUGGUCAUUUCCGUUUUCCAAAAACCUCACACCAGACUGCAUCCUCCUCUUCUGUCCCCGACACUGGGCUUCGUUUACACUCUGAACUGUCUUGGUGUGGAUCAUCAGGAUAGUGCAUUCCCGUCCUGUCUGCCUCCCUUUGCUGGAGGUCUGGCGGGCCUGCAGUCUCAGGAAGAGCUUGGUACUUGUGUGGACUUCUAUUUUCUCCCUUUGGAGGUCAGAGAAGACUUUGGGGGACAAAGCUGCUUCAACCUCAAUCUGGCUCCUCAGCAGGCUGCAUGAUUGGAAGCAACUAAUUCUGGUGCUCAGGGUGUGCUUUAGCAUCCAAGUCAGGCCUAAUGGAUGUUCCCUGUGGGCAGCCAUGGUUGCAGUGGACUAUACAACUGUCCAGACUUCACCCAGGAACCCUUCUGUGGGAGGGCAUCCAGAGACUCCCUACUGUCAUCCUGGGUCCAGAGGAACCUGCUGACUUGGCUAACCCCAUGCCUGGACUUCUUAUCCUUUCGUUUUAGAACUGGUCAAUGGUAAAGACAAGAACUAUGAGGCAAUCUCCCUUUCUGAACAUUCUUUUCCAUCAAAUGGCCAGGGCAGUAACCUUGGCCAUACUUGUUCAAUAAAGACAAUUUAGGGGAGCAUGAUCACAGCUGCCUUCCGUUCAGGGCAUGCAUGGAUGAGAAAAUGAAGGGACAUUCUUACUGUCAUGGGUUGGGGAUUUGCACAGCAAAUUCCUUCCUGGCAACAGGGAGUCUUAUGCAAAGGCUGACUUGCCUGGAGUAUGUAAACAUGACUCCUGCCUGAGCCAAGAUGGCACCUAUCCCAGGGAUCCUCUGGAGCUAAUCCUUUAAGCAGAGUGUGCUUGUCUUAAGGAUACCUGACCCAGGUUUUAGCUUUCUCCACUGAAGCAAAUGACCAGCUAAUCCCAGGAACUUGCUGCCCCCAGUGGCUCCCGGGAGAAGCACGGGCCUCAUGCCUUAAGUGCCCCAGGACAAGCUUAGUGAGCCAUGUCGUCCUCCUCUCAUUACUGGAUGGCAACCACAUUCUUCCUCUCUGUGCUGGAUACAGACUUCACCCAGGAACCCUUCUGUGGGAGCGAAGCCAGAGGCUCCCUACAGCACUCAAGCUUCAUGGUGGAAUUAAAUUUCUGCAAGGUCUCUGUUGUUCGUCUCCUUCAGUCCUUCUCCUGGUGUGCUAAUCCCUUUUGCAGUAGGUACAGUAUGUGAGGUUGUCAGCCCUUUCGUGUUGGCAGACUUUAACGGUACAUAAACAGCAGUGAGCACAUUAUAAUGGCACGGAGUGGUUUCUAAUCCUUUGUUUCUAUGCCUACAGAAGACUAAGAGGACUACUGUUAGACAUGUAAGUCGCUGCCUGUCGCAACACUGAAUUGUACCUUUGUGGAGAGCUAGGAUGGUUUCACUGGUUUUCUUAACUGUAAGAGCCUGAGGAUGUGAACAUACAGAAUUUAACCACGUAGGCAGGUUUAACAUGUGGAUAAGAACUCAUGUAGGUGAAGACCUACAAAAUGAAUACAGAAUGAAAGAAAGGGUGGAGGCAGGAUGGAAAAAGAGAGAUAGGAAAUCUUAGAAGAUGUGGGAAGACCUAUCCCUGUGUACAUGAUAGUGAGUCUGUGCCACGUGCCAAGAAGGCACAUUUUGAACCAAAGAUUGUUUUCCUAGACCUGUGCUGUCCAGUAUAGUAACUACUAGCCACAGGUAGCUAAUUAAAAUAAAAAAUUUGAUUCCUCGGGUGCACUAAUCAUAUUUCAAGAGCUGAGCCACAUGUGGCUAGUGGCUACUACUAAACAUAUCCAUCUGCACAAAGUUCUGUGGGACAAUGUUACAUUAGAAGAAUAAAUGCCAACUCAGAGUUAAGACAUUUGUGGUAUGGAAAGAAGUAGGGUCAGGGUUUCCUUACAAGGAAUCUAAGUUCUGGUAACAGAAUUGGUCACUGUUUUUGGUGAGUGCUGUGAAUAGUUGACCUUUCUCAUUGGAAAGCUAUGUUUAGGAUAUGUUUUCCUUUUCCUCACCUGCCUAAAGUCCUUAGUGUCUAAGGUCAAUCCUGAAACUUCUGUCUCACUAACCCCCUCCCCCCAUCUUUGGUGGACGGUAGGGAGAGAGUGUGUACAGUGGGAAAACAUAUGUAAAGACACUGAGAUCUGGGGACGCCUGGGUGGUUCAGUUGGUUAAGCAAGUGCCUUUGGCUCAGGUCAUGAUCCUGGAGUGCUGAGACUGAGUCCCACAUUGGGCUCCCUGCUCGGCAGGGGGCCUGCUUCUC
Molecule: messenger RNA, 6604 nt
Organism: Zalophus californianus (California sea lion)
Lineage: Eukaryota; Metazoa; Chordata; Mammalia; Carnivora; Otariidae
Gene: SLC7A6
Product: solute carrier family 7 member 6
Exons: 10
Coding region: 1001-2632 (543 amino acids)
Biological process (GO): amino acid transmembrane transport
Cellular component (GO): membrane
Molecular function (GO): L-amino acid transmembrane transporter activity
Source: RefSeq, a predicted model, not a curated record